This is a messenger RNA of Paramisgurnus dabryanus, 7776 nucleotides long. RefSeq names its product matrix-remodeling-associated protein 5. Gene Ontology annotation, molecular function: protein binding. The record is from RefSeq and is a predicted model, not a curated record. NCBI's taxonomy places the organism in Eukaryota, Metazoa, Chordata, Actinopteri, Cypriniformes, Cobitidae.
GAGAGAUGUAUAGAGGGGAUGGAUGGAGGCCAAGUCUCCCGGCAAACCCUCCCCCUGUACAGGCCAGCACAGAGGAGGAGUGUAGGUGGGAGUUAAGCACUUCUCCAGAUGUACUUGACUUCUGUUCCUAAAGUCUAACUUUCUCCAGCUAAGCCUCCAUCAUUCAGAGUUCCCAACAGUUGCUGCUUAGUUAAGGGUACAGGGACAAAAACAAAAUAGUGUGACUGUCAUCUGUAAACAAUUACACACUUCAUCUACGCUUGUUACAUUUCAUCGACAGGAAUCUUGAGAUAAUGGCAUGAGAGGGACAUGGCUCCUGUGGGUGUACCUGCUGUCCUAAUGUUGGCAGUUCUGUCACUGCUGCUCAUCUUACCCUCAUGCCUGUAUGCGUGUCCGAGGUCCUGCAGUUGCCCCAGCCCUAAGGAAGUUCACUGUACCUUUCGUCACCUCCUCUCUACCCCACGCAACAUACCCCAAGACACAGAAAGGCUUAACCUAGGCUAUAACAGCAUUGGAAAUGUUGGGUCUUCAGAUUUUGCAAAUCUGCGGCAACUGGAAAUGCUUAUGCUCCAUGGAAAUGAUAUUGCUUCUGUGUCUUCAGGAUCAUUUUACCAUCUCCAUUCCCUUCAGCUACUUAAGUUAAGCUAUAACAAACUUAAAAGAGUUGACCCCAGCUUGUUCGAGGGCCUGACAAGCCUCGUACGACUACAUCUGGACCACAACCUUAUUGAUUUUAUUGAGCCCUUUUCCUUUAAUGGACUCACAUCAUUAAAGCUUUUGCAACUGGAGUCAAACCGAUUAAAAGACCUCCACCCACACACAUUCAUUACUGUGUCAGUUUUGGGCACAUUUUGGACUUCAGGGCUAAGACACCUGCAUCUGGCAGACAACCAGCUGGAAUACCUGUUGCCUGGCACUCUGCAGCACUUCAGCAAGCUAGAAGUUCUCUCGCUGCAUGGAAAUCCGUGGACCUGUGACUGCAACUUACACUGGCUCUUGGAGUGGGACAAAAACCAUGAGGGAGUUAUUAAGUGCAAAAAGGACCGGGACUCUGUAGACGGUGGCAACUGUGCUAUAUGUGCCUCACCACAAUCCCUAAACAAUAGUCAGAUCUUCCUGCUUUCAAAGAACCAACUCACUUGCGACCGACCCUCUCUCCAGUCUCCACUGAAAAUUGGGGAAAGCAGCAUUUGGGAAGACCAGGAGCCAGAGGCCCCAUACAUUAAGGACCUGGAACGCCCUCUAGGCCACCUGACCUUCAUUCUCUCUGACAGCCAUGGGAAUCAGGCCCAUGUGGCUUGUGAUGUAGCACGUCCUGUUGAAGGCACCACUUUACUGUGGGAGCCAGUCAAAGGAACAAAUGAGAUUGUUGUCAAUGUGACUCUGCGGACCUUCCUGGAGUGUGAGAUUGACAGGGACGCUUUACAGAACUUGUGGAGGUUGAUUGCAUACUACUAUGAAAGCCCUGCUAUUUUAGAACGAGGAAUCAAUCUUGGAAAUUCUUCAAAGGUGACUUUUCAGUACUCUCAAGCAACAAAUGAGGACUCACCAUAUUUUACAGACCUAAAAGGACACUUAAUGGCUGAACCCGACUGGCUUUUACAACCAAGGGUCACCCUUCAGCUUAAUAGACGGAAAACCACAACAAAGAAACUGGUGAUGAACUUUUCCACGUUUGUAUCAAAGCACAUUAUCGGAAGAGGGAAUGAGGAAGACACAAUCUCUUCUUGGGCUAUCAUCCAAAGAGGAGCUCCAGGGAGAAUUCAAUCAGUACUAGAGCAUUCUGAGGUCAGUCUGGAGUGCAAUGUGCUCAGCUCAGGGCAUCAGUAUGUGGAGUGGAUUCUUCCAGACUUGACAACCUUGGAUCAAACUGACUCCCAUAAAGUAAGGGUGGAGAAUAAUACAUUAGUUAUAAAAAACACAAGUAUAGCAGACUCUGGACUGUAUCAUUGCUUUGUGAGGACAAACACUGAUGUUGACAUUGUGUCUUUUAGACUUACAGUCAGGAUGCGCCUCUUAAGUCCUAGUGACUUAAAUGGAAAGAAGAUGUCUGUAGAAAAUGGAGACUCUCUAAGUCUCCCCUGUUCAGUAAAUUCUACAAAGCCAGUGGAGACCAGAUGGUACUUGCCAAAUCAUCAGAUUCUAAAAGCAUCAGACAUGAAAGGAAGGGUCUCCGUAUCACAGAACAACACUCUAAUCAUCAAAAAACUGACAUAUGAGGAUGCUGGAGAGUACAGUUGUUUGGCAAUUAACCUUUAUGGAGCAGACAUGUUGUCGCAUCUUGUUGUUGUAACCGGUGAAAAGGAAGAAGUGCAAAGAGGCGUUACAAUCUAUGAGGGUGAAUUACCCCUCUUUGAAACGGAGGACAGGGAAGGGUCAGGAUUUGAGGAAAUCAAACGACCAUCUGCUAAAGUCACUCAUCAAAAAGUUGAUGGUAAACUCCAAGGAGGCCUUUUCCGACAAAAUGCAAAAGGAAAGAAAACCAAAGAAGCUGUGAGGAAACCUAAUAACUCUGUCAAAGAGGUUGACCCAAGCCACUGGAAACAGAUUGUUGCUAAAGCUAAUGAAAAAGUCCCAACCACGCCAGCAAUACCAGUUACAACAACCACAUCAAAAAUGGUGACAAAGACUAGAGUGAUUAUAACCACAACUCCUUUGUUGGAGGAUAAAACCUUAAUGACCAGAACAGACGCUACAUCUAGCAGUGCCAGCACAAGUUCAAGUGUACAAAAUUUCACUGCAACACAGCUGGAACUGCCACCCCACAGAGCACACAUAAAACAAGAUACUUCCCAAGAAAAGGAAUCAAAACACAAGACAAGUGAUUCCAACGUUUCUGAUAUGACUUUAGCACACAUAGACCCUACAACAGUACCUGAACAUAAUACUCAGCUGGCAAAACAGGUAGAUAGACACACAAUAGAAGAAAGAAUUAGGGCUAACAAUAAUCCCAUUUGGAACCAAAAGCGAAGAUUUCCAUAUAGACACCGUAGGCCUCCAACACGUAGAUUGCGUCCAAAGAAACCCAAUUUCACCCCAACUCCUACUAUAUCUGUCCCAGUGACUCAGUCUCCAACCAAGAUAUGGAUCCCUAAGAAUAGUCCAGUGACAAUUACUGACUCUUAUACUUCAAACCAAAGCAAAAAAGCCACAUCUUUGAUGACCUUAGCAGGUUCUGUUUCAUAUAUUCCAGUAACUGAAAGCUUAGCUUUGCCAGUGACAGAAGAUCCUCAUAAAGUACCCCAAACAACGUUUAGAAAAGAAAACAAGCUAAAUGCAUUUGAAGGCAAAAUAAAACACCAUGUUUCAAUUCAACAUAUAAUUACAACAGCUCAGCAAGAAACUGAAGUUUCUGUUACACCUGCCCCCACACCCAUCAACAGGUAUGAAAAUGACAACAGAGAGGUCAUUUUGAAAACUAACAGCAAGACAAGUAAUGAAAAGACAAGGCUGAUAAUAUCAACGACAAUCCCUAAAGUUCAAAGCAGCAACACAAAUCCUCCAGUGACACAAAGAGCACACGUGACUGAGAAACCAACCUUAACUCAUUUAGAAAGACAGAGAGUUUAUAACUGGGGAAUAAAACCUGACAUUCAAGAUGUGCCUCUCCACCCCUGGUUAAUCCAAAAGAAUACACUAAAAAAACAAGUCUCAGUUACACCAAGUCCCCAAACUCUUCCUCGAUUUAGGGCCAACAACCAUGGCAUUCCAAUCUGGCCCACAGUUUAUUCUUCAAGACAACGUCCCUCCCAAGACAAAGCUUGGUAUUUUCUGCAGACAGGAGGUAGGGGUUCAGGGGUCACCAAUCAACCUCAAAUCACUGCUCAGACAGCUAAACCAACAACUUUGGAGGUAGUGACAGCUUCCUUUGCUAGGACCAUAGCUCCACAUGUCAACUCUUUGUCUCGUGUACAAAACCACAUGCUCUUUAACAGGCUCAGAAACAGAUAUAGACAAUCACAGCUUGAUGCAUAUAGACUAGCCCUGCUGGGAAAGUUUGUUACUUCUAAACCAAAGACAGUUCUCUCCACCACUCAGCCACACCAAGCACCAAACUUCCUAAGUAUCUACAAGCCUGUGACUCCCGCAUCUGUUUUGGUACAUGCAAACAAACCACCUGCCACAGCUAGUGUGUCAUAUGGUAGUCGAUGGCACUACAGUCAAUUUGGAGCAAAGAAACUGAGCACUGCCAUUCCCUUUCCAAACUUGAUAGGAAGUGGCAUCAAACCCAGGAUCACAACUCAAUCUGUUACUAUAUCUGCUCUGGCAGAAACAGAUGUCCUGCUGUCUUGUAAAUCAUCAGGGGACCCGACACCUGAUGUUUCAUGGACCAAAGUUUCCACAGGUGCAACAAUUCAUGCAAAUACCAAACAUGGACAAAGAUUUGAAGUCCUUUUCAAUGGAACAUUUGUGAUAAAGAAUGUCCAGUUGCAAGACAGAGGCCAGUACCUCUGCACAGCGCAAAACAAAUUUGGCUCAGACCGUAUGGUAGUAACACUCGUUGUGCAAACUCAGCCUCCAAAAAUCAUCAAUUCAAAAGCCAGAGAUGUCUCUGUGUAUUUCGGUAAACCAGCAAGUUUGGACUGUGUUGCUGUCGGAAAACCAGAAGCUCAGAUCUCAUGGAUACUUCCAGAUAAGACAUUUGUGCGAGAUGUUGGUACCCUUAACCACAGAGUAUCCCUUUCUCCAAAUGGAACAUUGAGUGUUCACUCUGCUAAUUUUUCCAAUAAAGGUGAUUAUAAGUGUAUUGCCAGCAAUGCAGCAGGGGCAGAUACACUGACAUACCACGUUCAUGUUGUAGCCCUACCACCGACAAUUGUUGAGGUUGCAUCUGAAAGUAUAUUUAUGAAUGUUGGCAAAAGCAUUUAUGUGGAUUGCACUGCUGAAGGAGAGCCACCCCCUCUUAUUAAGUGGGUUCUUCCUGAUGGAUCACAAAUGAAGCCCACACAGUUCAUUGGAAAGCGAUUAUUUAUUUUCCCUAAUGGAACACUUUAUAUAAAGAAUGUCAGUCCCAUUGAUUCAGGGAUGUAUGAGUGUUUAGCUGCCAAUUCAGUGGGCUUUGUUAAAAGAACGGUGCAGAUGGACAUUAGGCAAGAGACUCCAGGUCCCUGGAAAGGCUUAUCCCAGCAACACAGUGUUACGGCUACAUAUGGCUCCACAGUUUUUCUGCACUGUCCAGAGUCUACAGGCUCCCACAGAGGCACGGUCUGGAGACUGCCAUCUAAAAUCCUGCUGGAACAUCACUACAGUCCACAAAGACACAUCACAGCUUUCCCCAACGGCACCUUGAGAAUUCUGAGACUGACUGAGAAAGAUGGAGGCAAUUAUCUAUGCAUGUACCAAAGACCAAAUGGUGAGGACAUGGAGUUAUUCCAAGUAGAGGUUCUCAUGAGGCCACCAAAGAUAGAGAACAUUGGGGCACAACAUAAGAGAGUUGCUAAUGGAGACAACUUCCUAGUGGAUUGUGUAGCUUCUGGCCUUCCAGACCCUGAGGUAUCAUGGAGCCUCCCUGAUGGCACCAUGAUCAACAAUGCUCUCCAGUCGGAUGACAGUGGAAUCCGUAAUCGCCGCUAUAUCAUCUUUGGGAAUGGCACACUUUUGUUGCAACAAAUGAGAAAGAAAGAUGAGGGCAAUUAUACAUGUUAUGCUAAGAACACCAUGGGAGAAGAUGCAAUGAAAGUAAGUGUACAAGUGGUGCCAAACUCACCCCAAAUAUCUCUUCAGGAUCAGGCGUCGAUUUGGGGUACUUUUGGUCAAUCAGUCGAAAUGAAGUGUGAUGCUACAGAUGUGCCACCAUCAACAAUCAUCUGGAUCUCACCGAGGAAUGAGAUGAUAACCUCAUCUUCAGUCAAAUAUCAAAUACUGAAUGAUGGAACUUUAAUAAUAAAAAAACUGACGUUGGCUGACCAGGGCAAGUAUGCCUGUGUGGCACGAAAUCCAGCUGGAGAUCAUAUAAAAAAUGUAAAGCUUCUAGUUCAGGUUAAAGAGCCACAAAUUAAUGGAAAAAGUGGACGAUCAGAGAACAAAGUUUUAGCAGUGUCUUACCAAACACUACUGCUGGACUGUAAAGCAGAGGGUAUACCAGAGCCCCAGAUAACCUGGACCACACCUUAUGGUAUGACUCUGCCUGCACUAUAUUUUGGAGGCAGGUUUCAAGUCCACAGGAAUGGCAGUCUUGAGCUUAGAGGCAUUCGAAAGACUGAUGAAGGUCGGUUUCUGUGCAUAGCAAAAAAUUACUUGGGGGAAACAAGUCUAGCAAUUGACCUGGAAGUUACAUCACUUGCGGAGAAGCCAAGCUUUCCAGUGCCAAACAUUGAAGUUAUUCCUCUCAAACCAGAUGGUGAUGACAUUGCUUUGGAGUGUCGAGCAACUGGAAAACCAAAGCCAGAGUUUGUUUGGAUUCUACCCAAUGGAGCGGCACUAAAUCCAGGCAUUAAACUUCAGCGGUUUACACACUACCUUGGAAAUGGGACUUUACUCAUCACACGGCCACUUGUCAUCGACAAAGGUGUUUAUCGUUGCCUAGCCAAAAAUAUAGCUGGACAAGCAGAAAAGCGUUACACUUUAGAACCUGGACAAAAGCCUCAUAUCAGAAGUACACCUGCUACUAUGAAGAUUUCAUUUGGACAGACUUUAAAUAUGCCAUGCACAGUGGAUGGGUGGCCUCAGGCAACAAUUACCUGGACUCUUCCCAAUGGCCUGGUCUUGGACAAGCCUCAGGUUAUUGGAAGAGUAACUUAUAUAUCUAAUGGCACACUUCAGUUAAAAGAAACUUCCAAGAUUGAUAGAGGAACUUAUACCUGCAAAGCCACAAACACAUUUGGAUCAUCAACAUUGUCGUAUCCAGUAAGCAUUAUGGUGUUUCCAGCUCAAAUCACUCAUGCCCCCCCUUCAGUACUCAGAGUUAGAAAGGGAUCCCCUGUGAUUCUCAAUUGCAUAGCUGCUGGCACACCCAAACCAGAGAUUUCUUGGACUCUUCCUGGACGUACCACACUUGUACCCAAUAAUCGCUUCACAGGACAGAAUGGAUUUCACAUGACAGAGGAGGGUAAUUUGGUCAUACAGGACCCAGGCCUCAUGAACUCAGGGAUUUAUAAAUGUAAUGCCAAAAAUGCCUUGGGAACGGACUUCAAAGCAACAUACCUUCAAGUGAUCUAAAUGUUACACCAUUGGGUCACGCGCUCUUAAACUUUGCAGUUAAUAAUGAAUGAACACUUUCCUAAAAGUGGACCUACGUCAUUUAAAUUACCUAAGCAAUGUUGUUAUGGGGCAUUACAAUUAGUUUUUCCUACAUGGGUGCCAAAGAACCAAAGUUAUGAUUUUUUGUGGUAAACUGUAUUUAAUUUAUGAAAAUAUUGGUUUGUACAUAUUUAUAUAAUCCACAGAUUAAAACUAAAUCAUUUACAUUACAUUUUUAUAUACAUUGUAUAGUGGUCUAAAUCCUUAAAAACUCACUUAUCUCUACAUGGUUGCCUUAUAUGUUUUGUCACAGAUUUCAUGCAUUUCACAGUUCAUCAGAACAAAAUAGCCUUUCAUUGUGAGAGUAGAACGAGGUCUUGUAUAGUACAAAUGUUGGCAUUGAUGCAGUAGUCUUACAAAAAAAUUAGACAAGAAGCCAAUUAUGUAAGCUACUCACUGUCACUGUGGGUAAAUAAAUAACAAUAUUUGAUUGAUGGUCUUUCUGUGAUAGUGAUAUAUCAUUAUAAUUGAAACGUAAUACAUUUUAACGUUGUAUCCAAACAUUGCUCUCUUAAUGUUUUAAAUGUCUAACCCUAA